This is a messenger RNA of Prorocentrum cordatum, 2064 nucleotides long. The record is from the annotation of a GenBank genome assembly. NCBI's taxonomy places the organism in Eukaryota, Dinophyceae, Prorocentrales, Prorocentraceae.
AUGGCGAGCCCCACGGCUGGCGGCGUCAAGCCCAUGGGGGAGAUCAUCGGCGGCGAUGCGUCUUGCACCGACCAGAUCAAAAACACGUGGUUGCACAUGGCGGCGGUGCAGACGUACAAGCAGCUGGGCAAGCCCGAACGCUUCCAGUCCGACCCGCCCGCUGCAGUUUGCCUCCGCGACAUGCCUCUCCAGUACGCGGAGCAAUCUGUGACCAUCAAGCAUUUGGUGGACUGGGUGGCAGUGGAGGAUGGCGCCGUGGACCACUUGGACAGCGUCGACGUGUACGACGCCAUGUGCGGGGGUAACUACAUGGCGCUGCCUCCGCCAUUCAAGCCGAACAAGGACCCAGGAGAAAUCGCUUUUACCAUGCAGCUUUACAUAUUGCCGAAGGACCCCAACGGCGACCAGCACGUCCUCAAGUACGUCAGGUUCCAGGACAAGGUUCGGACCGACAUCGCCAAGGAGAUCUUCGUCGCGGGCACGGCGCUCUCCGUCCAUUGGGGGAACUCGAAAGACAUACGUACGCCGCUCAAGCUCUUCCUUUACAUGAUGGAGAGGUUGGGCGGGGUGCAGAUCCGCCAUUGGGCCCAGCCGUCCGUGGUCGCAGCCAUUGCGGGUGGCGGCUACGACAAGGGAAAGCGAACGGCUGGCUUCCGUUUCAUAGAGGAGUACGGCCCGAAGGCGAACAAACGCAACCAGUUCGUGGAGUGGACCGACGAGAUGAUUCACGACGAGAGCUCGCCGAUCUUCGGUUGGCAAGCGUCUGAAGUCAAGGAGUCGCUCCGCAAUUACGCCGCGGGUUCUGCUGGUGCGAAGACACUCGAGCGUUGGGCGAGCCACGACGUGCACGGGACCAUGUGGAUCGGCAAAACGAGGGUCGGCAAAUCCACUGCGUCGAAGACCAUCGGCUUCGCGAUCUCAGCCUACCAAGUAGACAAGAGAGAUCGUGCCGACCUCCGCCCGAGCAUCGCCACGACCAAGAAGAUCGACUUCUUGCGCCUCGAGCCUGGGGCCGUGUUCAAGCCCGCCAUCGCGGACGACACUGCCCUCGCGAAGUGGCCCCCCGACGAGAUCAAGGCAUUCCUCGACCCUGCCGAGGAGGACGCGCUGCUGUGGGCGAGGUGGGGUGGCGCCUCCUUCGAGCAGAACCAGUCUCGCCAGAUCUGCGUCAACCCGUACAAUGACGAGUUCGAGAGGUCGGUCCGUUCCAUCCGCCUUGACAAGGAAGAGGUCGCAUUCGCAGACUUCCUCAAAAUCAUCGAAUGCAAUUUCGAUGGCGAGAAGCAGGGGAGCUACCAGAUGGCGGACGUGGAGGCGUACCUCGCGAGGUCCAACAUAGUGCUUCUCACUGAGGGCUGGAUGUACAUGCGUUUGGCGUCCACGACAAAGGAUCCAGCACCCCGCUUCCCAUGGCCAGUUCCAGAGAAGCCAGACCUCUUUACGCCCGAGACCACCCCUAUCCUGAAGCGCUUCAAGAAGGACCAGACUUUCGCGCCGCCCGACUACGACGUGACCAUGAAGUGGGCCGUGGCCGCCAUGAAGAAACUUGCCCGCGGCGAUGACAUCGGGCGUUCGUCGACGGUCCGCGGCCCCAUGCUUUUCAACCAGGAGGCGCCCCCGAGGUACAAUUUCCCAGAUUUGGACAUUGACUUGGACGUCGCCAGCGCAGCCGCGGCCCCCGCGCCCGCCCGUCCAGUUAACCCAGAUGAAGAUGACGAAGCCUUCGGCCACGGCGCGGGCGCGGGCGCCGCCGCCGACCCAGCCGAAGAACCAGACGCGUUCGGCUUCGGCGGCGGGAUGGACGGCGACGAGGCCCCCCCCGCAACGGAUGCCGCUUCGGCGCCGCCCGCGGCUCAGGUGCCCAUCAAGCGAGAGCCAGGGGCUUUCCGCUUUCGGCUCAAGAGCGCAGAGGGUCGCGGCGUCAUCGAUUUGAGCACGCCGACCCCCAAGAAGAGGCGCUCGUCCAUCGAGGAUGAGUUGGCGCAGCUUCUCGACGAGGACGGGGUAGUUGGCACCGCCGCGGCGAGCUCGACGGAUGGCCAGCCGACGGCGGCGCGCCAGUGA